Messenger RNA from Ziziphus jujuba (common jujube), 1883 nucleotides. RefSeq lists its product as uncharacterized. The coding region runs from base 127 to 1485 and encodes 452 amino acids. Gene Ontology annotation, cellular component: cytoplasm. Lineage: Eukaryota; Viridiplantae; Streptophyta; Magnoliopsida; Rosales; Rhamnaceae. The record is from RefSeq and is a predicted model, not a curated record. The transcript has 5 exons. Gene Ontology annotation, biological process: amino acid metabolic process. Gene Ontology annotation, molecular function: aminoacylase activity.
GGCUUUAGUGGUUUUGAGUCUUUCGACCAAAUACCAGAACCAAAAGUAAACAAAGACAGGCUGAGUACUGCCGCAGUACUUCUACGCUGUCAAAAUAGCAGAGUGAUUCUGAAGCUCAGUCCCACCAUGGCCAAACCUCGUCGCUCUUUCUUCUUCUUCUUCUUCCUCACAACAACCGUACUGCUUUUCUCGCUAUCGCUGUCUCUCCUCCUCCAAGCCACUCCAACCCAUCAACACCAAGACCCACAAGAAGGUGACACUCCCAUCACUCGCUUCCAAAACUAUCUCCGAAUCAACACCGCUCAUCCUUCCCCAGAUUACCCUUCCGCCAUAGCCUACCUCCUUUCCCAAGCUCGCUCAAUCGGCCUUCUAGCUCGGACCUUCGAGUUCUCUCCCGGUAAACCAGUCGUCCUGUUCACAUGGCCAGGUUCACGACCUUCUCUACCUUCCAUUCUCUUCAAUUCCCACUUGGACUCUGUCCCAGCCGAGUCCUCCAAGUGGGUCCACGAUCCUUUCUCCGCCGUAAGAAAAACAGAUGGGAAAAUCUUCGCCCGAGGAGCCCAAGACGAUAAAUGCAUCGGUAUGCAGUAUCUCGAAGCGAUUCGCAACCUCAAGGAAAAGAAAUUCGAACCCAUUCGAACACUUCACUUUUCUUAUGUGCCCGAUGAGGAAAUUGGUGGCUUCGAAGGGGCUGCCAAAUUCACGGCCUCGAAAGAGUUUAAGGAUUUGAAUGUGGGUUUUGCAAUGGAUGAAGGGCAGGCCAAUCCAGGCGACGAGUUCAGGGUCUUUUACGCCGACAGGUCUCCGUGGAAUUUGAAAAUUAAGGCCGAUGGGAUUCCCGGACAUGGGUCGAGGUUGUAUGAUAAUAGUGCCAUGGAGAAUUUGAUGAAGAGCGUGGAGAUUAUGAGCCGGUUUAGGGAGAGCCAGUUCGAUGUGGUUAAAGCUGGUCGAGCGGCUAAUUCGGAAGUUAUUUCGGUUAACCCUGUAUAUCUGAAAGCAGGGAUUCCUUCUCCAACUGGAUUUGUGAUGAACAUGCAACCUUCGGAGGCAGAAGCUGGAUUUGAUCUCAGAUUGCCACCUACAGCAGACCCUGAUGCUAUGAGGAAAAGAAUUGCUGAGGAAUGGGCACCUGAUGUAAGGAACAUGACCUUUGAGAUAAUUCAAAAAGGACCCAUUAGAGACAUUCUGGGUCGCCCCUUAAUGACCCCAACCGAUGAAUCCAAUCCGUGGUGGUCUGUUUUCAAGCAAGCUAUUACAUCGGUAGGAGGUAAACUUGCAAAACCUGAAAUCUUGGCUUCAACUACAGAUGCACGUUAUAUCAGAGAAUUGGGAAUUCCUGCCCUUGGAUUCUCCCCGAUGACAAAUACUCCCAUCUUAUUGCAUGACCACAAUGAGUUCCUAAAAGAUACUAUAUAUUUGAGGGGUAUUGAGGUAUAUGAAUCAAUAAUCAGCACCUUGAGUUCCUUUGAGGAAGCAUCUCAUUAAAACGCAAUCCAUAUCACGAAGAGUCAAGAGCAUCAUUCGUCCAAACUUCAACCUAACUCCUGCUGCACAGUUUUUCAGGUUUUGGGAAUAAACAAGAAAGGAACUUAUGCCAGUAUCCUUGUUAUGUUGAAGGUUGCGUAGAAUUUACGAUAUGCCAAUAUCCUUUAACAAAUGUAAACUACUGUUUCAUAGAAAAUGCAUUUGUACUUGUUCUAUUAUGUCUUCUGUACGCCCUAUUGGAAUACAAAUUUCAGUCAUUCUAUGGAUUUAAUUCGGUGGCCAUUUACUCUUUUUAACUUUACAAAGACAAUAAGCAAGGCCUUUUAUUUCACUUUACCAUGUUGUAUGAUUAAAGAGGAUUCUUUUUCCAUUAAUAAAGCCAACUUGAAAUGUUUCAA